UGAGUUGCUUUUAAAUGGAUGGAAUGCAAGUGCCCUAAUUUUUUAUAUUCUCGCAAAAGCUUGAACGGAUCGUAAAUCUCGAAUUUUUUCCCCAUUCGUUUGGCGGAAUCUUUCUCUUUUUAUUUAAAAAAGAAAAGAAUAAUAAGAAUGAGACGACCGCUUCCCUUUGGGGCGGUGGAAGCCUCAUCAUCAUGUGGACAUCAGCGUGCUCUCUCUUCCUCGGAACGACGCUCCCUCUGCACCGCGGCUCUCGCGGGAUUCCCGAAGGCCGCGCGCUCCCCCGCGCUAGGAUGUCUUCUUCAUCCUCCGCCGCCACGGAUCCCCUCGCCGCCGUCGGCCGCCUCCUCUGGGGACGUUCCCUCCCGCCGGGGCCCCUCGUCUCCACCGUCCGAUUCACCUGGUCCGCCGCCUGGCACCUCAUGAUGCGCCAGCUCGCCCCCUCCGACCCCGCUGGAUCCUACUCCCGCCCCCCCGGUGCCUUUGGCUCCGUCCCCGACCGCUACCGCCGGAACCCUAGCACCGCCCGCCUCCACCUUUACGUCGCCCUCCCCUGCCCUUGGGCCCACCGCACCCUCAUCGUCCGCGCCCUCAGAAACCUCGAGCCCCAAAUCCCCGUGUCCGUCGCCGCCCCCGGCUUCGACGGCUCCUGGGAGUUUCCCGGCGGUGGGGGGAUCGACGGCCGAGAUCUGAUCCCGGGGCCGGACCGGGCGAACGGGCGGCGGACGCUGAGGGAGGUCUACGGGAUGAGGAGAGGGGGGUACGAUGGGAGGGCGACCGUGCCGAUGCUGUGGGAUGUGGAGAGUAGGGAGGUGGUCUGCAACGAGAGCUACGACAUCAUCGACUUCUUCAAUUCCGCCGCGUUCGAUGGCUCCUCCAGCUUGGACCUGUCGCCGCCGGAGCUCAAGAGAGAGAUCGAAGAAUGGAAUCGGGUUAUUUACUCCAAUGUCAACAAUGGAGUCUAUAGAUGUGGAUUCGCGCAGAGCCAAGAGGCCUAUGAUGUUGCAGUCAAUGAGUUAUUCACGACACUGGAUAUGCUCGAAUCUCAUUUGUCAGCUUCUCGUUACCUUUGUGGAGAUGUAUUGACUUUAGCUGAUGUCUGCCUUUUUACUACUUUGAUACGUUUUGACCUCGUGUAUAAUGUUCUCUUCAAAUGCACCAAGAAGAAGCUGCUUGAAUACCACAAUCUUCAUGGUUAUACACGCGACAUCUAUCAGAUUCCAAAGGUGGCAGAAACUUGCAAUUUAGAGGCUAUAAUGGAGGGAUACUAUCAGACAUUAUUCCCGCUAAAUCCUGGUAACAUUCGGCCUGUCAUGCCUUCUGCUUGCGAGAAUCAGUCCCUGUCUGAACCGCAUGAUAGAGAAUCAUUGUCUUCGAAUGGCAAACAUAGGCAGAUCCAUGUUUCAGAAUAAUUGCAUGCCUUACAGUGGAAACAUUUUGGUUAGCAUCAUUUCCUACAGCUAAGCUUCAGCUGACUGGUGGACACAAGCAAAACCAUUCCAACUGAUCAAACACAUUUGUGUGAUCUAAGCUGAAGGCAACAAGUUAAUGAGAGAUGAAUAUGGCAGUCUUUCUUCAUCAUUGCUUCAUCAAAACCUCACUUGGAUGCUCACCUUUUUGUUUAUUUACAACAGGUGACUUGGCCUGUCUUUCUAUAUUCAUUUGCUGGGCAUCCAAGGCUCAGAACUUCACCGCAGAAAUUAUUGGACUGCUAGCACGCCCUGAUAGAUGCCUGGUGGUGAGAAUGGAAGUGCCUGUAGGCGGACCAUAGUAGUUUCGCUGAGCCAAGUAACAGUUUUAUUACAUUAAACUUAGUUUUGUAUCAACUUAUAUGAGUUCCAACAGUGAAAGGGAUGCUACUCUUCAAAUAAAUAACAGGUGCAAAAAUGCAAAAUAAGUAUCAUGAAUCGAGUUCCAAGCAA
Molecule: messenger RNA, 1919 nt
Organism: Phoenix dactylifera (date palm)
Lineage: Eukaryota; Viridiplantae; Streptophyta; Magnoliopsida; Arecales; Arecaceae
Product: Glutathione S-transferase family protein
Cellular component (GO): cytoplasm
Molecular function (GO): glutathione transferase activity
Source: RefSeq, a predicted model, not a curated record